GUUUAUGCACACGCCGCCGCCGUUUCGGAGCGAGUAGUUUAUUUAGAAUUUCAAUCCUUUGUCUCCGAAUUUUUUUUAUUCUGGUCAGGUUAAACGAGGAAAUAGCCAAAAACGAGUCUUUUCAUUAAUUUUUUAUUUCGUAUUGCCUGGAAUGUCGUCGCAAAAUUGUAUUUGCAUAAAUUAAAAAAAAAACACGCGCGAAACUUCUGUAAGAAAACCGGAUUUCUAUCGUUAGAACGGGAAAAACGCGCGAUUCACGUUUGCCACCCUGAACACAUGUUGAUUACGGUGAGUGAUAACCGCUGUUGUUUGUGCCCGUCCCCGUCGCCGCCGCCGCCGUCCAAUUUGGAGGACACUCCCAGUUUUGACUUUUGUUGUCUUUUUUCAAAACUUGAAUCUUCAGUCCGCGUUUUGAUGUACCAGUGAUUUCUAUGGCCAAGUCCAGGAACGGUCUGACGGCCGUUGGCCUGUCGGUUUUGGGAGCGUUUUUGGUCCUGUUGGCGUUCACGACGAAGAGCUGGUUGGUCACGGAUGGGAAAUUAGAGCACCCGAAAUUCGAAAGGAUCGGUCUAUGGGUAGUAUGUUUUAAAGAAUUUGAGGACUCUCAUCAUUGGUACGAUACAAAAUUCCACAGUUGUUGGUGGGUAUUUGAAGAAGAAUAUUAUAUUAUCUAUGAUAUUUUAUUCAAAGGUUUUUAUAUUGCUACUCAGUUUUGGUUCUCAGCUUGUGUUCUCUUAACAGUAUUUGGUUUAUUCUACACUACACUUUAUAUGUAUCUAAAUAGAGCUUAUGAACGUUAUGUUCAAAUUCUAUUUACAGCUGGAAUUCUUUACAUAGCUGCAGCCAUAUGCAGUACUAUUGCUCUGAUAAUAUUUGGAAUACAUGGAGACAGUAGAGUAUGGAUGCCACAUUGGGAACACAAUGAUAUAGGUUGGAGCUAUGGAGUAGCAGUCGCAGGAACUAUUGCCCUUUAUAUCAGUGGGGUAUUGUAUGUAAUAGAGGGAAGGGCACAUAAGAUUAAGCGUCAAAAAAUGGCUACUCAAAGAGCCAACUACAACUAUGAUGCCGAUGACUUAAAACAAUCGUCUCACACUGACAUAUAAAUCCUCAAAUUUUUAUUUUCAAAUCUCUAGUAGCAGCAUCUGCACAUUUCCAUUAAUUUAUUUUUAAUGAACAUGUACAGUGAGCACUUUUUAAACAUAGACUCAUUGACAUUCUUCAAAUGUCUGCAUGAAUGAUUCACUUUGCACAGAAAACACUUGAUAUUUAUUUUGGAUAACAAAUAUUAUUAAGUAUAGUAUGAACGGGCACUUAUGGAUUUUUAUUCUUAAGAAUGGCUUUUUGAAACAAUUUGUUACUUUGUAGUUCAUGCAAUUAUUGACAAACUGUAAUACAUUUAUUAUAGAUCUUACUCUGAAUUUGAUGUGCAAUUUAUAUUGGAUAGGUAUAUACAACUUUAAACACAAGAAUCUCAAGUAUUUAGUUUGAAAUCUACGAAUUUCAAUAAUAAUUAUUAUUUAUUAUAUGAGAAAUAAUUGAUUUUUAAUUUUUCGUAAGACUUAAAAAAAUAAUAAUUGAGAAUUUUGUAAAGUAAAAUUGUAUAAGGUAAUUUAUUUAUAUUUUUUUAUGGUUAAAUUAACAAUUAUCCGUCCAUUUAAUUCUAAGUUAAUUUUAGUGACUAUUGCUACACAAUUGCAGCAACAUGUUCAACAAUACUUUUACAUUUUUGUAAUUCAUAUUAGGUCACCAUGUAUUUUUUAUACUAAUUUGUUAAGUAUGCCUUAAAAUUGUUAUGGAUUAAAAUUGUAAUACGUAAAAAAUAAACUGUCCUGUGAUUACAUAA
Myzus persicae (green peach aphid) is the source of this 1843-nucleotide messenger RNA. RefSeq lists its product as uncharacterized. The transcript has 4 exons. The record is from RefSeq and is a predicted model, not a curated record. NCBI's taxonomy places the organism in Eukaryota, Metazoa, Arthropoda, Insecta, Hemiptera, Aphididae. Gene Ontology annotation, cellular component: septate junction; membrane. Gene Ontology annotation, biological process: septate junction assembly; regulation of tube size, open tracheal system. Bases 432 to 1103 code for a protein of 223 amino acids.